AUGUCGAACGAAGUCAAGAUGCUCUACCUUCCUGAGACUAUGGCCGACUGGCCUUGGCCUCGUGCAAUUAACCCGCACUACGAGGAAGUAAAGGCAGAGUCAAACGCUUGGUUCCACAGCUUCAAGGCGUUCUCCACUCGGUCCCAAUAUGCGUUCGACAAGUGCGACUUCGAGCAUCUCCGAACUGGCUGCGACUUAAUGAAUGUGUUCUUCCUCGUUGACGAGUACACCGACGUCGAGCCGGCUCACGUCGUUCGUGAAAUGGUAGACGUCGUUAUCGACGCCAUGAAAUACCCCCAUAAGCCUCGCCCAGAAGGUGAAAUCAUCCUAGGCGAAGUUGCUCGACAAUUCUGGGCAUUGGCGAUCAAAACUUCGAGUCCGACCUCCCAGAAGCACAUGAUGGAAGCCUUCACCGACUAUCUCGAGUCUGUUGUUAAUCAAGCAGCCGAUCGUGACAACAACUCGGUUCGAACCAUUGCUACUUAUCUCGAAAACCGUCGAGAAAAUAUCGGUGCACGACCUUCGUACGUUCCUAUGGAACUCGACCUCAACUUGACCGACGAGGUCUUUUACCACCCUGUUAUGACGGAGCUGGCCGUCCACAUCGCCGACUUGAUUAUCUUGGACAAUGACAUUGCCUCUUACAACAAGGAGCAGGCUACCGGCGACGACCGGCACAAUAUCCUCACCGUGGCAAUGCACGAGUUUAACACCGACUUGGAGGGUGCCAUGAAAUGGGUCGUCGAAUAUCACAAGGAGGUUGAGAGGAAGUUCUUGGAUGGACUGAAACGGGUUCCCUCAUGGGGACCUGAAAUGGACCGUCAGGUCCAGCAGUACCUCUACGGACUUGCCAACUGGCCUCGUUGCAACGACUGCUGGAACUUCGAAAGCGGCCGAUACUUCGGUAGCAAAGGUCUCGAAUACCAGAAGACGCGUUUGGUCCCACUCCUCCCGAAAGUCAUCCCACCUGCACAGGACCCAGCUCUUCGUCGAGAGAAUGUUAUUAUCCCGCUCGUCGAAGCACUGGAGGUUAAGGCAUAAUUUUAUUAAGUUUAGAAGGAUAGAAAAAUUUCUUAACCAGACAUUACGCCUUGGUAAUAUACGUUGC
Messenger RNA from Fomitiporia mediterranea MF3/22, 1108 nucleotides. RefSeq names its product terpenoid synthase. Bases 1 to 1041 code for a protein of 346 amino acids. Lineage: Eukaryota; Fungi; Basidiomycota; Agaricomycetes; Hymenochaetales; Hymenochaetaceae. The record is from RefSeq and is a predicted model, not a curated record. The transcript has 4 exons.